Messenger RNA from Phacochoerus africanus (Common warthog), 5186 nucleotides. It is a transcript of the gene SLC4A10, whose product is annotated as solute carrier family 4 member 10. Gene Ontology annotation, biological process: regulation of intracellular pH; monoatomic anion transport; transmembrane transport. Bases 41 to 3394 code for a protein of 1117 amino acids. The transcript has 25 exons. Gene Ontology annotation, cellular component: plasma membrane; basolateral plasma membrane. The record is from RefSeq and is a predicted model, not a curated record. NCBI's taxonomy places the organism in Eukaryota, Metazoa, Chordata, Mammalia, Artiodactyla, Suidae. Gene Ontology annotation, molecular function: monoatomic anion transmembrane transporter activity; sodium:bicarbonate symporter activity; solute:inorganic anion antiporter activity.
GACAUAGAGAUGGCUGUGAUUAUCUUUUGUAAGACAGGAAAUGCAAUCUUUAGGGGUCUCUGGAAAUAGAAAGGUCAUGCAGUCUGGAACCUGUGAGCCUUUUCAAUCCCUAAGUCAUCAGAGAAAUGAUGAAGAAGCAGUUGUGGAUAGAGGUGGAACUCGUUCAAUUCUCAAAACACACUUUGAGAAAGAAGAUUUAGAAGGUCAUCGGACACUAUUUAUUGGAGUUCAUGUUCCCCUGGGAGGAAGAAAAAGCCAUCGACGUCACAGGCAUCGCGGUCAUAAACACAGAAAGAGAGAUCGAGAGAGAGAUUCAGGAUUAGAGGAUGGAAGGGAGUCACCUUCCUUUGACACUCCAUCACAGCGGGUACAGUUUAUUCUUGGAACUGAGGAUGAUGAUGAGGAACACAUUCCUCACGACCUUUUCACUGAACUGGAUGAGAUUUGCUGGCGCGAAGGUGAGGAUGCUGAGUGGAGAGAAACAGCCAGGUGGUUGAAGUUUGAAGAAGAUGUGGAAGAUGGAGGGGAAAGGUGGAGUAAACCUUAUGUGGCAACUCUUUCAUUGCACAGCUUGUUUGAAUUGAGAAGUUGUAUUCUGAAUGGAACUGUGCUGCUGGACAUGCAUGCCAACACUUUGGAAGAAAUUGCAGAUAUGGUCCUGGACCAACAAGUGAGCUCAGGUCAGCUCAAUGAGGAUGUACGCCACAGAGUCCAUGAGGCACUGAUGAAACAGCAUCACCACCAGAAUCAGAAAAAGCUUACCAAUAGGAUUCCCAUUGUGCGUUCCUUUGCUGAUAUUGGCAAGAAACAAUCAGAACCAAAUUCCAUGGAUAAAAGUGCAGGUCAGGUUGUUUCUCCUCAGUCUGUUCCAGCCUGUGUUGAAAAUAAAAACGAUGUGAGCAGGGAAAACAGCACUGUUGACUUUAGCAAGGUUGAUCUGCAUUUUAUGAAGAAGAUUCCUCCAGGUGCUGAAGCUUCAAAUGUCUUAGUUGGAGAAUUGGAGUUUUUGGAUCGAACUGUGGUUGCAUUUGUCCGGUUGUCUCCAGCUGUGUUGCUUCAAGGACUGGCUGAGGUCCCAAUCCCAACCAGAUUUUUGUUCAUUCUUCUGGGACCCCUGGGAAAGGGUCAACAGUACCAUGAGAUUGGAAGAUCAAUUGCAACCCUAAUGACAGAUGAGGUAUUUCAUGAUGUUGCUUACAAAGCUAAAGAUCGUAAUGACUUGGUAUCAGGAAUUGAUGAAUUUCUGGAUCAGGUUACUGUUCUCCCUCCUGGAGAAUGGGAUCCAAGCAUUCGAAUAGAACCUCCCAAAAAUGUCCCUUCCCAGGAGAAGAGGAAGAUUCCUGCUGUACCUAAUGGAACAGCAGCUCAUGGGGAAGCUGAGCCCCACGGAGGACAUAGUGGACCUGAACUCCAGCGAACUGGAAGGAUUUUUGGGGGACUUAUUUUAGAUAUCAAAAGAAAAGCUCCAUACUUCUGGAGUGACUUCAGAGAUGCUUUCAGCCUGCAGUGCUUAGCAUCUUUUCUAUUUCUCUACUGCGCCUGUAUGUCUCCUGUCAUCACUUUUGGAGGACUGCUGGGAGAAGCAACUGAAGGUCGAAUAAGUGCAAUCGAAUCUCUCUUUGGAGCAUCCAUGACUGGGAUAGCCUAUUCUCUCUUUGGUGGACAGCCUCUUACCAUAUUAGGCAGUACAGGACCAGUUUUGGUGUUCGAAAAGAUUUUGUUUAAGUUUUGCAAAGAAUAUGGGCUUUCAUACCUAUCUUUAAGAGCUAGUAUUGGACUUUGGACUGCAACCCUGUGUAUCAUACUUGUGGCUACUGAUGCCAGCUCCCUUGUCUGCUAUAUCACCCGGUUUACUGAAGAAGCGUUUGCUUCUCUUAUUUGCAUCAUUUUCAUUUAUGAGGCUCUGGAGAAGCUUUUUGAACUCAGUGAAGCAUAUCCAAUCAACAUGCAUAAUGAUUUGGAACUGCUGACACAAUAUUCGUGUAACUGUGUGGAACCACAUAAUCCUAGCAAUGAUACAUUGAAGGAAUGGAGGGAGUCCAAUAUUUCUGUCUCUAAUAUAAUUUGGGAGAACCUAACUGUGUCGGAAUGCAAGUCACUGCAUGGAGAGUAUGUUGGACGAGCCUGUGGCCACGAGCACCCAUAUGUUCCAGAUGUUCUAUUUUGGUCAGUGAUCCUGUUCUUUUCCACAGUUACUCUGUCAGCCACCUUGAAGCAGUUCAAGACUAGUCGCUAUUUUCCAACCAAGGUUCGAUCCAUAGUGAGUGACUUUGCUGUUUUUCUUACAAUUCUGUGUAUGGUUUUAAUUGAUUAUGCCAUUGGGAUCCCGUCUCCAAAACUACAAGUACCAAGUGUUUUCAAGCCCACAAGAGAUGAUCGUGGCUGGUUUGUUACACCUUUAGGCCCAAAUCCAUGGUGGACAGUAAUAGCUGCUAUUAUUCCAGCUUUGCUUUGUACUAUUCUAAUUUUUAUGGACCAACAGAUUACAGCUGUCAUCAUCAACAGAAAAGAACAUAAACUAAAGAAAGGUUGUGGGUACCAUCUGGAUCUGUUAAUGGUGGCUGUCAUGCUUGGUGUGUGCUCCAUCAUGGGCCUGCCAUGGUUUGUGGCUGCCACUGUCCUCUCCAUCACUCAUGUCAACAGCCUAAAACUGGAAUCAGAAUGUUCAGCUCCAGGAGAACAACCCAAAUUUCUUGGCAUUCGGGAACAAAGGGUUACUGGGCUUAUGAUUUUUAUUCUUAUGGGCUCAUCAGUCUUUAUGACCAGUAUUCUGAAGUUUAUUCCUAUGCCAGUGCUGUAUGGAGUGUUUCUUUAUAUGGGUGCUUCAUCUCUAAAAGGAAUUCAGUUCUUUGACAGAAUAAAGCUCUUCUGGAUGCCUGCAAAACAUCAACCAGAUUUUAUAUAUCUAAGGCAUGUACCACUUCGAAAAGUCCAUCUCUUCACAGUUAUUCAGAUGAGUUGCCUUGGCCUUUUGUGGAUAAUAAAGGUUUCAAGAGCUGCUAUUGUCUUUCCCAUGAUGGUGUUAGCUCUGGUAUUUGUAAGAAAGUUGAUGGACUUUUUGUUUACCAAACGGGAACUCAGCUGGUUGGAUGAUUUAAUGCCUGAGAGUAAGAAAAAGAAACUAGAAGAUGCUGAAAAAGAAGAAGAACAAAGCAUGCUAGCUAUGGAAGAUGAGGGCACAGUACAACUCCCAUUGGAAGGGCACUACAGAGAUGAUCCAUCUGUGAUCAAUAUUUCUGAUGAAAUGUCAAAGACUGCCUUGUGGAGAAACCUUCUGAUUACUGCCGAUAACUCAAAAGAUAAGGAGUCAAGCUUUCCUUCUAAAAGCAUUGAAAGCCGAAAAGAGAAGAAAGCUGACUCAGGGAAAGGUGUUGACAGGGAGACUUGUCUAUGACUUGAUCUUCAAUUUAUUUUUUACAUAUAUAUGAGAAGAGUGCCACGAUUAUUAAUAAAACUGCUUUGAUCAUGUAUUAUAAAUUCUGUCUUUCAUCCCAAAUCCACCUUCAUACUGUAAGUAGUGCAAUAUUUGUUUCAUUUCUGUGUUUAAACUUCUGAACAGUGAGACACCCUCGUGAGCAUAUGCAACAACUAAUGCAAGAAUCUCUGUGUUCCUUGCUGUAUUUUAGACAUUUGUAAACACUAGAUUCUCAUUGUCAGUUUUACGAGAGCAAUAGCUUUCUUAAAGAGAUAAGUCAUAUUUACCUAGUUUGUAUUUUCCUACUUAGGAACAUGAAGAUACCUGAUAAUUUCAUUCAGAAGAAUUUUGAAAGGUAGACUUACUUCUUUUAAUUUUUUAUAGCUUAGCAUUAGUGACUUAUUUCAAAAGACCCAAAUCAAAAAGUUAGUUUGAAAGCAUUUUUAAAAAUUGUAUUUAUGCAUUUCCUUGAUUUAAUAUGAUACAUUUAAUACUUAAGAAUUUAUAUGAAACUAAAACUUAAAGUCAUUUGAAAAAAUAUAUAUGGAAACCUCUUCACAACUUGUUUAAAAGAAUCAGAUACUAAUGCAAAGAGUCAAGUAGUAUUUGCUUAAAAUUCGAGUUGUGAUUACAUGAUCAAAUACCAGGCUUGUAUGAAAUGCUUUAGAAAAACUUUGUAAGUUUUGUGAGAUUUUCAAUAUAAACCUUUAUCAGAAAUAUGCUGUUAAAUUUAUCUCCAUUGAAAACAAGCGUUUUCCAAAUAAACCUAUUAUAUACAUACUCGUGGAAUGCCACAAGAUGAGUCAUUGUACAUGAAAUUCCACCCCUGUACAGCUAUUCCACUGCUAAAGGUCACGUACUGCUUAAUGCUGCUUCUGAGUCAUGUUCUAAUGUUAGACUGACAGGUCUUCAAUUGUCAUUUUUUUCUGCAAAUCUCUUUUCCAUUUUUAAUUAAAUGCAUGUUGUAGAAAAAUAAUCUUUUAAAUGAAAAUUUCAGAUUCUGUUUGAGCAGCUUCUGUAGAUAUUUCAGUCCAUAUGAAAUAAUCCAUCUUUACUAAGUUUAUAUAAGAGGAAGGAAAGUUAAGGAUUUUUGAGCCUUACUAAACAAACAGUAUCUUAUUUCAUUUUACAUAAAUGUGGAUUAAUAACGACAAAAAUCUCAUAGUGCUCGUUCCUAAGAAUGACGAAUUGUCAUCAACCUUAUCAACUUCAGUGUCCAAUUUUACAAUAAUUCAGAGCCCUGUGGCUUUUCAAAACUAUUAAUUACAUAUUCUAAGUGUAAGUGCACAUGAAAACUGAAAAAAAAAUCCUCUUGUAAUUAAGUUUAUGAAGGAAAAACAACAACAACAAAGCCUCCAAUAGGUUCAAAUUCCCCUCAUAAUCUUUCAAGGAGCCAUUUCUUUUAUGGAACAUAAGCCUAAAAAAUAUAAGAAGAGUUUGCAGUUAAUAAAGUCUGUGUUUAUAAAUGCCAAGGGAAAAUAGAAACUUUCCAUUCCAAAUGUAUCACCUUUGUGUAUUUUAUAAUACAGAUACUACAUGUAAACAUUCCCAUUGUUUUAUGAUUUAGACUAGCUGUACGUGCCAGUUAGUCUCAAAGGCAGCCUCCUAAUGUUUCAAUAUUAAUAACUGUUCUGUUUAAAAUGAUCAUAGUGAAUUAACACCUUCACGUGAUCACCUAUUUGAAUGAACACUCAUAUCCGAUAAAAUUCUGUAUUUCUGAGUAUUUUUAUAGUCAUUUUGUCCUCGUGUGAAUUUUCAUGCUAUCCCUAUG